This is a messenger RNA of Acanthoscelides obtectus, 691 nucleotides long. The record is from the annotation of a GenBank genome assembly. NCBI's taxonomy places the organism in Eukaryota, Metazoa, Arthropoda, Insecta, Coleoptera, Chrysomelidae.
GAUCAAGGGAUGGAUGCACGAUGCUGAAUGCUAUCUCGUGUGUGAAAUUCAGGAUAUCGAUUAUGUAUUUUUAACUUGCCCCUUUUCCCCGUAUAUGUUAUGAGCUAACAGAAAUUUGUUAGUUUUUGCCAACACCCAACAGGUCGUUUUGAACAAUUUUGACGAAAGUAGUGAAGAAAUGUUCGUACGCAAGACGUUGUUCUAGUGAAAUUUACGUGCGCUUUUGUGGUGUUUUGGAUCAACUUGAUGGAAUAGCAGGAAAUCGAGAAAUAUCAAAUGUUAUCAGGAGAUAAUAGUAAUAUGACAGACAGAUGGAGAAACGUCAAACGCCAGGUAGCUAAGUCGAAGUAAUUUGUCUUAAGUUGCAAGAAUGUCGUCGGACUCGAAGGUGGGACUCGACAAGAAGGAGAGCAGCAGAGGAGUCAGAAUAGGAAAGAUACUCUCUGCUAGAGGAACAGGAACGGAAAGCAAGGAUAACUCAUCGCCGUCGUCAACAUUUUUGGGCAGAGAAGAUGUGAGCGACGAAAAGCGUUCCGGACGCCCGACAGACGAAAACGUUGAUGAGUUCUUGCCGCAGGGUAGAACGGUCAAUAGGAAAUAUUACCUUCAAGUAAUGCGCAAUUUACGAGAGGCAAUCCGCCAGAAAAGCCCGGAUUUGUGGAAGAACAUGUUAUUAUUAUUACUGUACUGA